UUGCAGGAAGCCACAGGGUUCAUGAUCAGAUCCAAAGCGAGACUCACCGAUGUGUCGAAUGACAGCAGUGACAGUGUACUUCUCAGUGAAAGCUGUAUAAAGAGGCUGAAGAAGAUCAGUAAGAACCCCGAUGAUUACCUCAGGUUGACAGUAGAUGGAGGUGGCUGCUCUGGGUUCCAGUACAACUUUAGAUUUGAAAAUCAAAUUAAGCCAGAUGAUCACAUUAUAGAGAAGGAAGGUGUCAAGGUUGUUGUUGACGAGACCUCCAUCGCGUUCAUCCGAGGAUCCACCAUCGACUACCACGAGGAACUGAUCCGAUCAACUUUCCGAGUCGUCUCGAACCCGAAUGCCGAGCAAGGCUGCUCCUGCGGAGCCUCAUUCGCACUCAAGUAGUGUUUCACCCUGACUGGACUGGCAAUGGCAGGCUGUGACCCCACUAUAACUUGUAUAAGCUUCAUCUGUGUUUUUCUCUCUGUAGUCAUGAGUGUGCAAAAAAUAAGGAGUGUUUAUUGUGUGCACGUGGAAACACGUGGUGGUGUACAGAUUUUCAUGAAAAGCCCCGAGGUUAGAGAAAAGCAAAAAAGUUGCAUUCGACCUCGUAUCUAAAAUAACUAUAUUUUCAUUAUUCUUGCAGGAAAAAUACUGAUACGCAUUUGUGAUAUCACGUUUCUACAGUAAGUUUAUGACACUUUGAAACAUUUGUGUACUAUUUUGCUACAAACAGUUGUAGCAACAAAAUUCGACGCAUUUCCACUGCCGCUUGUGUCUCUGAUAACACUUGCUUAUCUUAUUUCUAUUCAUAUAUGUGACCCGUGAUAGCCAAAUGAGUCGUAAGUCGCACAGUAGCAUUUUACAGAACAAUCGAUUUUGUUUCAAAUCUUUAAAAAAAAAAAAACAUCUACAAUGUUUACUUUUGAUCUGUAUAAGCAAAAAUGUCUUAAUUCAAUUAAAACCUGCUUAAAUUGAAUGAUUUAUAAGAAGUGACGGCUAAUAAUAUCAGUGAAUGAUAUUAGUUUUUGAGCCCUUAUUUUAGACAAUUCUCAGGAAAUUUUAAUCGCAUGAUAUCUCCAUUUAUAAUAGUAAUAAAAUAUUCAUUUUUCAACCAAUUUUCAAUAUCUAUAUAACAAUAGAAAGCUAUGAAUCUCAGGUAUCUGAAUAUGUAUUCAAGCUAAAAUGUCAAAAUUUGCCCAAGUGACUCAUUUCGCCAUCACCGGUCACAUAUAUUCUGGAUUAGAAACUUUCCAUACAGUUUAGUACACACAGCAAAAGACGUGAAUGUGGUUUGUUUUCAGGUUGCUUUACGUGACCUACUUUUUUGGUUAGCUAUUUCCACUAUUUAAUAAUCAUUAAUGGUUAUUAUAUAAUUUUAUUUGUGUGCGUGUGUGUGUGUGUGCGUGUGCAUGCACACCCACGUGCAUGUGUGGAGUGACCUGUUUAGAACAUUUACAUGUAUGGAAGCCAUUCAACACAAAACGCACACGUUUUAUUUAGGUGUACAAACGUUGUACAUUUAGUUGGCAGAGGUGUUUUGAUCAGCUAGAAAUCUAGGGCGUUAUUAUUAAAUACAGAAUUUAUACAUAUAACGAACCUUGUAAAUGUAAGCUGCCAAACGAAACGAAGCAGUAAAUUUUACAUUUUGCGACGAAUCGACUUUAGUGCAGUUUAACGGCAAGUGUGACAAAAUCUAGUAUAAGUGACAAAUAUAGUUCAAGUGAAUAUGAUUCAUACGACUGGUGUUAACAGCUCACAUCUCGUUACCAGUCAAUGGUGACCGAAAGUUGCAGCAGCUUGCUUUAAUUUAUGUUGGGUUUGAAAACUAUAGUAUCGGACUAGGCACAUUUCACAAUUGGUAAUUUGUUCUAAACAUUGUUUUAAAUGUAAAUAAUAUAUAGCAGAAGCCUUAUAUAAUAAAAAAAAUUUAGUCUAUGCAUA
Messenger RNA from Priapulus caudatus, 1932 nucleotides. Its product is annotated as iron-sulfur cluster assembly 2 homolog, mitochondrial-like. NCBI's taxonomy places the organism in Eukaryota, Metazoa, Priapulida, Priapulimorpha, Priapulimorphida, Priapulidae. The record is from RefSeq and is a predicted model, not a curated record. Bases 22 to 393 code for a protein of 123 amino acids. Gene Ontology annotation, cellular component: mitochondrion. The transcript has 3 exons. Gene Ontology annotation, biological process: iron-sulfur cluster assembly. Gene Ontology annotation, molecular function: 2 iron, 2 sulfur cluster binding; 4 iron, 4 sulfur cluster binding; iron ion binding.